AUGUCUUCUUCUACUUCGCAGCCUCAGGCCAUGCCGCACGCGCCCGACGCGACUUCAGCUGCGCCUCCUUCUCCUGUUCCGACGCCUCCUCCAAAGUCUGUUGCUAGACUAUCCGACGCGACAAAUGCCAAUGCCACGUCAACUGCGAACGCGAACUCCCCCAGAACCCAAGCCUCGAGUAGCCCUGCGCCGGGUGUUCCCACCACGGGUCUUACGGCGUCGAUCCCGAAUACGGCAGCUCCACAGGCGACCGAGACCGAGACCGAAGAACACCUUUCUUUCAAUGACAAGCUCAAUGCCGGCGACCGGUACUGGAAGUUCAAGUUUGGUCUUGGAGCCAUUGCCAUCAUAACCGGCUUGGUCGGCAUAGGCUGCUUUGCUUAUUUGAUGACCACGGACCUCUACACCAACAACGACUACUACUAUCUCGGUUACAACAGCUACGCAGUAUGGCCCGGUCUAAUUACCUGGUCCGUCUCAGUAGCUUUUGUCGCGCUUUGCAUGAUCGUCUUUAUUGUACGCAAACGGCCUGUGCACCCUGGUGUUCGCGUAACAAUGGAUCUUCUGCUGUGGCUUGCCUUCAUUAUAACAGCAAUGUUUGCUAUUCUCGCAUUCCGGGACGUGUUGGAUUACGGUUUAUAUGGUGGACCUGAUGGAUAUAGUUAUGGUUCUGGCGGUGGAGACUAUGUUCUGGCCUCCAACGGCACGUGGGUAUGGGAACAAGACACGAGCUAUGUCAACUCUCCGCGAGACUGUGAUUACUAUGGAUUCAACAACUGCGAAGAGCAGGACGCCUAUGUUAACAAGCUUUGGGCGGAGAAAGGGGCACGCGCAAACACUACGUUGACAGGUGUUGUAUGCCAAUUCUUCGGAUUGGUUAUUCACUUCGCGCUCUUCGUGUGGGCUUGCGUCGACUGCCAUCACCACAACCGCAGCAAGACCAGCAAGGACGCAGAGAAGAUUGCUGCCAACAUCGUACAGACUAUGAUCACCAAUGGCGCUAUUGUGCCCCCACCAGGGCAGGCCCAUAUGAAGCCGCAACCAGGACAAGUCAUGUACUAUCAGAUGCCACCGAACCAGCAGGGAUAUCCGAUGCAACCCCAGUAUAUGCAGCAAGGACCGGGACAGAUGCAGCAAUUCGGACAACAUCCACAGAUGAUGCAGCAGCAACAGCGCAUGUCGCCUGGACAGUACCCGAUGGCCCAGCCUGGAAUGCCUCCUGUGGCACCGGUCAAUGAGAAGAGUGCGGGGGCACGUUACGCUUGA
Molecule: messenger RNA, 1266 nt
Organism: Alternaria burnsii
Lineage: Eukaryota; Fungi; Ascomycota; Dothideomycetes; Pleosporales; Pleosporaceae
Exons: 1
Coding region: 1-1266 (421 amino acids)
Source: RefSeq, a predicted model, not a curated record